AGUGAACGCCAGGUACCCGCUUCCCUGCUUCUCCCCACCGACCUCUGGGACACGCCCAGCUCCACAAUGGCAGCGGAGACCCUCAACUUUGGGCCUGAGUGGCUGAGGGCUCUUUCCAGUGGUGGCAGUGUGGCCUCCCCACCCCCGUCCCCUGCCAUGCCCAAGUACAAGCUGGCCGACUAUCGCUACGGGCGCGAGGAGAUGCUGGCCCUCUAUGUCAAGGAGAGCAAGGUAGGCGCAGGCAGGGGUGCGGGGCCCUGGCUGGUGGAGCGGGCCCAGGAGCACGCGUACCUCCCGCCCGAUCCGCAGGUCCCUGACGAGCUGCAGGACAAGGAGUUUGCUGCCUUGCUGCAGGAGGAGCCGCUGCAGCCCCUCGCGCUGGAGCCGCUGACGGAGGAGGAGCAGAGAAACUUCUCCCUGUCAGUGAACAGCGUGGCCGUGCUGAGGCUGAUGGGGAAAGGGGCUGGGCCCCCUCUAGGUGGCGCCUCCCGUGGCAGGGGCAGCACACGGAGCCGAGGCCGUGGCCGCGGUGACAGUUGCUUUUACCAAAGAAGCAUUGAAGAAGGUGAUGGGGCCUUUGGCCGAAACCCCCGGGAGAUCCAGCGUAGCCAGAGUUGGGAUGACAGAGGCGAGAGGCGGUUUGAGAAAUCGGCCAGGAGGGAUGGAGCACGCUCCGGGUUUGAUGAGGGAGGGGCUGGCCCGAGGAAGGAGCAUGCCCGCUCAGAUAGCGAAAACUGGCGUUCUCUCCGAGAGGAGCAAGAGGAAGAAGAGGAAGGCAGCUGGAGACUCGGGGCAGGACCCCGGCGAGACAGUGACCGCUGGCGCUCCGCCAGCCCUGAUGGUGGCCCCCGCUCUGCUGGCUGGCGGGAACAUGGGGACCGGCGUCGCAAGUUUGAAUUUGAUUUGCGAGGGGAUCGAGGAGGGUGUGGUGAAGAGGAGGGGCGGGGUGGGGGGGCCAGUUCUCACCUCCGGAGGUGCCGGGGGCCUGACGGCUUCGAUGAUGACAAGGAUGGGCUCCCGGAGUGGUGCCUGGACGAUGAGGACGAAGAAAUGGGCACCUUCGAUGCCUCCGGGGCCUUCCUCCCUCUCAAGAAGGGCCCGAAGGAGCCUAUUCCUGAGGAGCAGGAGCUCGACUUCCAGGGCCUGGAGGAAGAGGAGGAAGAACCUUCCGAAGGGCUGGACGAGGAGGGGCCGGAGGCGGGUGGGAAGGAACUGACCCCACUGCCUCCUCAGGAGGAGAAGUCCAGCUCCCCAUCCCCACUGCCCACCUUGGGCCCACUCUGGGGAGCUAACGGGGAAGGCGAUGACCUGGUGGAGAAAGACCUGCCUGCAGCUGAAGGAGAUGACAUGAGGGGAAUGCAGCUAAGUCCUGGGGCGGGCUCACCCCCCGGCCCACCAGACCUGGAAGAUGAUGAAGGCUUGAAGCACCUGCAGCAGGAGGCGGAGAAGCUCGUGGCCUCCCUGCAGGACAGCUCCCUGGAGGAGGAGCAGUUCACGGCCGCCAUCCAGGCCCAGGGCCUGCGCCACUCUGCAGCCGCCACCGCCCUCCCCCUCAGCCACGGUGCAGCCCGGAAGUGGUUCUACAAGGACCCGCAGGGCGAGAUCCAAGGCCCCUUCACGACCCAGGAGAUGGCAGAGUGGUUCCAGGCGGGCUACUUCUCCAUGGCUCUGCUGGUGAAGCGGGGCUGUGAUGAGGGCUUCCAGCCUCUGGGUGAGGUGAUCAAGAUGUGGGGUCGCGUACCCUUCGCCCCCGGGCCCUCACCUCCCCCGCUGCUGGUGAGUGUACCCACUUUGGCGUGGAACAGGGAAGGGAGGCAGGAGCCCGGCAGAGGGAAGCGGUGGGUGCAGAGCCAGACGGGGGCAAAGCCACGGGGACGCUGUGGCCUCACUCAGGGGAACAUGGACCAGGAGCGGCUGAAGAAGCAACAGGAGCUGGCAGCAGCCGCCUUGUACCAGCAGCUGCAGCACCAGCAGUUUCUUCAGCUGGCCGGCAGCAGCCGCCAGCUCCCGCAGUGCAUGCUCCGGGAAAAGGCAGCUCUGGGAGACCUGCCGCCACCACAGCAGCAGCAGCUCACCGCGUUCCUGCAGCAGCUCCAAGCUCUCAAACCCCCCAGGGGUGGGGACCAGAACUUGCUCCCGACGAUGAACCGGUCCUUGUCGGUGCCAGACUCGGGUCCCCUCUGGGACAUACAUACCUCAGCCUCACCACAGUCAGGUGGUGAGGCCAGUCUUUGGGACAUACCAAUUAACUCUUCGACUCAGGGUCCAAUUCUAGAACAACUCCAGCUGCAACACAAAUUCCAGGAGCGCAGAGAAGUGGAGCUCAGGGCGAAGCGGGAGGAGGAGGAGCGCAAGCGCCGGGAGGAGAAGCGCCGCCAGCAGCAGCAGCAGCAGGAGGAGCAGAAGCGGCGGCAGGAGGAAGAGGAGCUGUUCCGGCGCAAGCAGGUGCGGCAGCAGGAGCUGUUGCUGAAGCUGCUGCAGCAGCAACAGGCGGUAGCCACUGUCCCCGUGCCUCCUGCGCCCAGUUCCCCGCCCCCGCUGUGGGCCGGCCUGGCCAAGCAGGGCCUGUCCAUGAAGACGCUGCUGGAGCUGCAGCUGGAGGGCGAGCGGCACCUGCACAAGCAGCCCCCGCCUCGGGAGCCAUCGCGGGCUCAGGCCCCCAACCACCGCGUGCAGGUCGGGGGCCUGGGCUCCGCCCCCCUGAACCAGUGGGUAUCUGAGGCCGGGCCACUGUGGGGCGGGCCCGACAAGAGUGGGGGCAGCAGCAGCCUGGGACUCUGGGAAGACACCCUCAAGAGCAGCGGGAGCCUGGCCCGGAGCCUGGGCCUGAAGAACAGCCGCAGCAGCCCCUCUCUCAGUGACUCGUACAGCCACUUGUCUGGUCGGCCUGUGCGCAAAAAGACAGAGGAGGAAGAGAAGCUGCUGAAGCUGCUGCAGGGCAUCCCCCGGCCCCAGGAUGGCUUCACCCAGUGGUGUGAGCAGAUGCUGCACACGCUGAGCACCACGGGCAGCCUGGACGUGCCCAUGGCUGUAGCGAUCCUCAAGGAGGUGGAAUCCCCCUAUGACGUCCACGACUAUAUCCGUUCCUGCCUGGGGGACACGCUGGAAGCCAAAGAAUUUGCCAAACAAUUCCUGGAGCGGAGGGCCAAGCAGAAGGCCAGCCAGCAGCGGCAGCAGCAGCAGCAGCAGGAGGCUUGGCUGAGCAGCGGCUCCCUGCAGACAGCCUUUCAGACCAACCACAGCACCAAGCUCGGCCCCGGGGAGGGCAGCAAGGCCAAGAGACGGGCGCUGAUGCUGCACUCAGACCCCAGCAUCUUGGGGUACUCCCUGCACGGACCUUCUGGUGAGAUCGAGAGCGUGGAUGACUACUGACCAGCCCGUCCCACCAGCGCCCGGGGCUGUAGGCCAGGGGCAGCAGCAGCGGCUUGGACCCCUGGGUCCCCAGCCUGCAGGCUCCCCACAGGGAGCAUAGGAGGAAGCAGGGGCAGGGUCCCCAGCACUUGUUACAAACCACACGAUGCACCUUAACUCACCCACCACGAGGCACUUUACAGAUUGAGGGGGGAAGGGUUUUGUUUUUGUUUUUUUGGUUUUAGUUUUAAACGACAUUGAAGGAAACAUAGGAGAGACAAAAAAAAAUGGUUAAAAAGUAGACUCUAAGCACUCCCUUUCCCUUUGUCGGAUAGUGGGAGUGAUAAUGGAAGAUCCACAGAGAUUUUUUUUUUUUUUUUUUUUAAGAAAAAAGAAAAACAAAAAAAAAUGGUUAGGAGACUGAAAGUAAAAACACACUGUUAUUUGGGGCAGUGGGGACAUGGGCCCCACGGACCUGUCCUGCUUGGCCCCCGAGGCUGCACUUACCCUCCCCGCCCCAUAAGGUGGGCCACUGGGGUAACUGGAAGCUGGGGCGCCAGCAGUUUGCACAGCGAGGCCCCCUCAAGCCCCGCCAGCCGGACCCGCUGUGAACGGCCCCCUUGUGCUGUGACUGUGGCAGAGGUGUCUGGGGCCGGGGGGCCUGACCCGAGUAGCCCCUUGGCUUUGCUGCUUCGGGGAAAGUUGCACAAAUGCGCGAGGCCGCCUCAGCGCCCCAGGCAGCCACCCUGCGCCGGCUGGCUGGCUGAGUGAAUGGGAGAGGGCCUGCGGUGCCAACCUCAUCUGGCUGUCAUCAGGCUGGCAGAACUUCCACUCUGGCCCUGGUGAGGGGCUUCCCCCGCCGCUGCCAUUCGGGGGGCCGGCCUGGGUAUGAAGCUGAAAGGCCCAGCUCCCUGCCUUGCCACAUGAAUGUAUUCUCUGGGCCAUGAGCCCCUGCUGCGCCCCCUGCCUCAACCCUGAGCAAGGCUGGGGCAGAGCAGUUUCUCCAGGAGCUGGAGAGAGGCACCACUUAACGACUGUUGUUUCUCCUGUGAAGGGGGCAGAGGAGGGGCCAAGGAGGCCACAAGAGUGGGCCGCUGGGGGCUUCGGGCUGCAGCAAGGGGCUGUUAGGAGGGAGCCCCCUACCUGCAGCUGCCUGUGUGGGAUGUGGACCACCCAGCUCUGCCCUGACCCCUCUGUUGACCAAAUGGGAGAGGAGCGAGUGGCCUCUCCCCUCCCUGCUCCCCUGAUGUUUUUAAAUGUUGGGUAAGGGUGGGGUGUCAAGAAUGGGAGUGUCUGUCUCUCCUGGGUUGGGGUAGGCUGCCCUUCACCAACUUCUUAUUCCCAAUUACCUACCUAGGUUUGUCUCCAUUCGUGGAUUUUCUUUAAGUUUGUUUUAUCUUUUGAGUUUCUCAUCUAACUUCUCCCAUGGACCUCAUUGCUCAGAGCGCAGUAUUAGGGCAAGACUCUGCCACUGCCUCCCCUCCAUGAAUGUAUUUAUCCUUCCUGUCCUGGGGAAAUGGGGAGUGGCCCCUGUUUUCUUUCUCCAUCUAUCCCCAGAGAGACGACCUUUUUCUUUCUUUUUUUUUUUUUUUUUUUUUUUUUGCACCAAAGUGGCAACUGGGUCAGUGUUGGGGGAUAAAGCUGGCCUCGGGGGUGGAGGGGCCCCCUCCACCUGCUUCUCCCUGGUUUCAACAGUGUUAGCGUCCGUGAAAAGACAAUAUUGUAUUCUCUCUAAAGCAAUAAGGGGGUGAUGGGCCAGGGGGAAACGUCUUGCUGCUGCUGGCCCCCCAGCUCCCCCUCUCCUCAAGCCAGUGUUGGCGGCAUUAGAGGUGGGGGGGAGUACUGUCGUGACUGAAUGUAACUGCCCCCGCCCCUGCCGCAGCCAAUGCAGGGGAGGGGGGGUGACACUCUUCCCCGUCUCUUCCUUUCCCUCCCCCCCGAGCUAAAGAGACUUUGAAUUUAGGGGGCCCUUGAGCCUGGAGAGGCCUUAACCCUGUGAGGAAGUGUAGGGGGAGCCCUCUCCCACCCCCAUCCCCUUCUGAGAGUGGUCAAUGUUUACAAGCCCCUGAGCCCCCCAGCCCAGGGACUCAGCUCCUUGCUAUCCUUCCCCAGCCCGUCUUCUGGGCCCCAGCUGCUCUCCCACCCUUCCUGGGGUUGGGGUGGAUGCAGGGGUCAUUCUGUAUCCCAUCGUCUGCCUUGUACCCACAAUCUCCCCCACCCCAUGUGACCCCUUCUCUUCUACCUGCUUCUGUAAAUACCCCCCCCCCAAUAAAACUUGGUGUGUGUUCUCCC
This is a messenger RNA of Capra hircus (goat), 5643 nucleotides long. RefSeq names its product GRB10 interacting GYF protein 1 (gene GIGYF1). The coding region runs from base 67 to 3372 and encodes 1101 amino acids. The record is from RefSeq and is a predicted model, not a curated record. Gene Ontology annotation, molecular function: protein binding. Lineage: Eukaryota; Metazoa; Chordata; Mammalia; Artiodactyla; Bovidae. Gene Ontology annotation, biological process: insulin-like growth factor receptor signaling pathway. The transcript is spliced from 22 exons.